Messenger RNA from Marchantia polymorpha subsp. ruderalis, 1137 nucleotides. NCBI's taxonomy places the organism in Eukaryota, Viridiplantae, Streptophyta, Marchantiopsida, Marchantiales, Marchantiaceae. The record is from the annotation of a GenBank genome assembly.
AAAAAAAAUUGAUUUAUUUUACAUUUUAAUUUUUAUCGAUUGAAAUAAUAUCUAAGGAAAUAUCACAUAUUGAAUUUUUUGUUGUAGUAUUUUUCCAAUUGUUAGAUGCUAACUGAGGUUAGUUUAAGCUAUUUCGGACUUAGGUUAAACUGCCACUAUUUUUUAUAUUGACACUUUUAUCGUUUUAUCAAAAAAAAAAUUAUUUACCCCAGACUGACCUUGUAUUGUCUAACCACUAAAUUAUGUGGCGAAGCAGACAAGGGAUGUUUUGUUGGUUGCGGUUGUUGGUAGAGUUCGGCAGUGUUCUGUCUGUGGAUUUGGAAGAUGGUGGUGCGAAUGCGUGUUUAUUCCAUCCUAUAAUUAACAAGCAGUAGACAGCGGUAGUCUUGAUAGAGAGACUGAAAGCAAGAUAUUAGCAUAAGCAAGCAGUAAGCGUUGGGCUAUUCUCAUGUCCAGGAUGGCAUUUUUUGCAGUUGUGUGAUCAUGAAUCCCACAAGUUUUCAUCAGCAGAUGAGUCAAUGAGGUGUUUCAUGAAGAAUUUUUAUUUUUGCCGAUCUAACCAGAAUAGCUUCUUUGUCGUUCUCUGAGGUUGUUGAUGCUUAACGCUUUCUCACAGCGACAUCGCGCGGCGCGAUUCUGAUUUUGCGACCUCAGCUUCAGCGUUCGCUCAUGGAUACAUUAUGGGCGGGUCCAAGUGCUGGUGAAAGAACCAGUUUGCUUGCAGCUGCACUCUUCGCUAUUCUUUCUCACAUUGGAGCUCACGUGCUCAGAGGAUUUGCCCAAGAAGUAGAGCGUGGAGGUGAUACCACAACCUGGAUGCCCCAACACGUGGAGCAUCGCAUUCCAGUAAUGCACCGCUUGUGCUCUUGAACCAGUUUAAACAUCGCCGUCAACCUCUCAAGAUAUGCGAAGGUGAAAAUUGCAAUGCCUAGGUAGCUGAAGAGCAGGAGGUCUAGGGCCCAAACGGCGACUCCAACCACCUAGCACAACACAGCUGCAGGUCUCGUGCAUGUGCAGGUGACUUAACUAGAUUGAUUUCCAAAUGCUCAGCUAUACGUACCAUUUUAUUACAAUUGCAAACUAGUUAAAACAUUGAUCAAACUUAUCUAUUUGGAAAGUUUUAGAAAAAAUUGUGCU